Messenger RNA from Daphnia carinata, 1784 nucleotides. Its product is annotated as lipid scramblase CLPTM1L-like. The record is from RefSeq and is a predicted model, not a curated record. The transcript is spliced from 9 exons. Gene Ontology annotation, cellular component: membrane; endomembrane system. NCBI's taxonomy places the organism in Eukaryota, Metazoa, Arthropoda, Branchiopoda, Diplostraca, Daphniidae. The coding region runs from base 95 to 1702 and encodes 535 amino acids.
GUUGUAUUUGCAUAUUCCUGUCGCGGGUAACCACUCAACUCCACGAUUUCUAACCGGUAGUUCACGUGUUGGAGUCACCUCAGUAAGAGUUAAAAUGCAACUGCCGUCACUCACUGUGGUUGCGAGUGUUAUAUUUAUUGCCUAUAUUGCACAUUCUGUAUGGACCAUAGGAAGUUUAUAUUUUCCACCAAAAUGUACUGAAAAAAAAAACUGUGUGUUACCUUAUUUGAAAACCCAGCAUUCGUUACAGAUGCUUCUGUUUGUCACACCGUCUGAAAGGUUUUCUUAUGCAGACACAGUUUUAGUUGACCAGUUUGAUAUUAAACUUGACAUUACCCUGACAAAAACAAUUAACAUUCCUCUACCUUACAAAACAAGAAGAAAUGGGACUCUUUUUUUUCAUGCCUUUCUGGCAAAAAAAUCACAGCAAUGGAACUCAGAUGAAUGGACGCAGGCUUUACAAGACCCUACUACAAGCUAUGCUGCAACAGCCAUUUCUGUCUAUCAAACACCUGUUCAAGAAUCAUUCAAUUUGAUUAGAGAUAAAGAACAUCUUGAAAAAGAGAAAAAAGAAAAACCAGUGACUCACAUCUAUUCCAAGUUAGUUUUGAAUAUAUUGGAUCACAAAGAGUCCUUACCAAAAAAGGAAAUACCUCCUGAUAUUGCUCAAGUUCUAAGUUAUUCGCCCAAAGGUGAAUACUUACCUGUUGUUUACAUCGACUUACUCGGUUGUCGCCUAGCGGAUCUCGUUCCCGUCAACCAGUCCGUGAAAGACUUUCCAGUGGAAUUGGUUUAUUCGCCAAUCUCAUUUGGCAAACUACGACUUUGGAUGCAGUUUAGCGCUGCCAUGCACACCCUUCGCCAGAUGGGCUUCACCGAAAAGGAUAUCGAUGAACUGAAAGGGAUUUUCGCUGAUACAAACAUCGUUCUACUCUGUGUCACCUUUAUAGUUGCUGCGCUUCACAUGCUGUUUGAUUUUUUGGCUUUCAAAAACGACAUUUACUUUUGGCGUGAUAGGGAAAAUAUGGUUGGGCUGUCAUCGCGCACCUUGCUUUGGAGGGCUUUUAGUCAGUUUAUCAUAUUUUUAUAUUUGGUCGACGAGAACACCAGUCUUCUGGUUGUUAUUCCAGCUGCCAUCGGAACUCUGAUUGAGGUUUGGAAGGUAACCAAGGCAUAUAGGAUAACCCUUGAAUGGAUAAAUGGAGUGCCUCGACUUAACUUUGGCCAGUCGGCGAAUCAGGAAGAAGCCGAAACAGAGCAAUACGAUUCAAUGAGUAUGAAAUACUUGUCUUAUGUGCUCUACCCUCUCUGUGUAGCUGGUGCUAUCUAUUCUCUCAUUUACACGUCCCACCGAAGUUGGUAUUCUUGGGGAUUGCAAAGCAUGGUAAAUGGUGUCUACGCGUUUGGGUUCCUUUUUAUGCUGCCACAACUAUUUGUGAACUAUAAACUCAAAUCAGUUGCCCACUUGCCCUGGCGAGCUUUUAUGUACAAGGCCUUUAACACGUUCAUCGACGAUAUUUUUGCUUUCAUCAUUACCAUGCCGACGGCUCAUCGUGUGGCUUGUUUCCGAGAUGACGCGGUAUUUCUCAUCUACCUUUACCAAAGAUGGUUGUAUCCUGUCGAUAAGAAACGAAUGAAUGAAUUUGGUGCUACCGGUGAAGAACAUCAGCAAAUAACUGAAGAAGACAAAAAAGAUAAAUGAAUGGUCAAUAACUGUUGCCGACACCUAGGUUGUAUUCAACAUAAGGAGGUGGUAAUUCGAUUAAUACAUUCACGUUGUUAUA